This is a messenger RNA of Sphenostylis stenocarpa, 2190 nucleotides long. The record is from the annotation of a GenBank genome assembly. Lineage: Eukaryota; Viridiplantae; Streptophyta; Magnoliopsida; Fabales; Fabaceae.
AUGAGCGGUGCCGUUCUUGUUGCCCUCGCUGCUGCUAUCGGUAAUUUGCUGCAAGGAUGGGAUAAUGCCACCAUUGCAGGAUCUAUUUUGUACAUAAAGAGGGAGUUUAAUUUAGAAAGUGAACCUACAAUAGAAGGUCUAAUUGUGGCUAUGUCUCUUAUUGGAGCCACUGUGGUUACCACCUGUUACGGACCCCUGUCAGACUUUCUAGGCCGACGACCUAUGUUGAUCAUCUCCUCGCUCCUUUAUUUUCUUAGUUCUCUCGUCAUGCUAUGGUCUCCAAAUGUUUAUAUUCUCCUCUUUGCAAGGCUUUUAGAUGGGCUGGGCAUUGGUUUGGCAGUUACCUUGGUACCUCUUUACAUAUCCGAGACAGCUCCACCUGAGAUUAGGGGAUUACUAAAUACUCUUCCGCAGUUCACUGGCUCUGCUGGAAUGUUCUUUUCCUACUGUAUGGUGUUUGCUAUGUCCCUCACCAACUCCCCAAGCUGGAGACUCAUGCUUGGUGUUCUUUCAAUUCCCUCUCUCAUUUAUUUUGCACUCACACUAUUCUUCUUGCCUGAAUCACCAAGAUGGCUUGUCAGUAAAGGCCGGAUGCUGGAGGCCAAGAAGGUUUUGCAGCGACUUAGCGGCAGAGAAGAUGUCACUGGUGAGAUGGCUUUACUGGUCGAGGGUCUUGGAGUUGGAGGUGAUACCAAGAUAGAACAGUACAUAAUUGGUGCAGCAAAUGAAUUCAGUGAUGCAGAGGAUACUUCAGCCACAAAGGAGAAGAUCAAAUUGUAUGGGACAGCAGAAGGUCUGUCCUGGAUUGCCAAACCUGUCAUUGGACAAAGCUCCAUUGGCCUUGUAUCUCGACAGGGAAGCAUGGCAAAUCAAAGUGGUCUAGUGGACCCUCUAGUUAAGCUCUUUGGUAGUGUCCACGAGAAGGUCACAGAAACAGGAAGCAUGCGCGGGAGCACACUUUUUCCACACUUCGGAAGCAUGUUUAGUGUAGGGGGAAAUCAACCUAGAAAUGAAGAUUGGGAUGAAGAAAGCAUUGCUAGAGAGGGUGAUGAUUAUGUCUCUGAUGCUGCUGCCGAUGAUUCUGAUGACAAUUUGCAGAGUCCAUUGAUCUCACGUCAAGCAACAAGUGUGGAUAAGGACAUGCCUGCUCCCGUCCAGGGUAGCAUGAGGCAAGGUAGUCUUGUGCGAGGAGAACCUGCUGGAAACACAGGGAUUGGUGGUGGAUGGCAGCUAGCAUGGAAAUGGUCUGAAACAGAUGGAGUUUUCAAGAGAAUAUAUUUACACGAAGAAGGCGUUCCUGGAUCAAGACGUGGGUCUAUCAUUUCCCUUCCAGGUGGUGAUGCACCAAGACUAACAAAUGGUGAGAUUGUUCAGGCUUCCGCUCUAGUGAGUCAGUCUGCCCUUUAUAACAAGGAGCUUUUGCAUCAGCGGCCAGUUGGACCAGCUAUGAUCCAUCCAUCCGAAACAGCUGUAAAGAGGCCAAGUUGGAGUGAUCUUUUUGAGCCUGGAGUGAAGCAUGCACUGAUUGUGGGUGUGGGAAUUCAAAUUCUUCAGCAGUUCUCUGGUAUAAAUGGGGUGCUCUACUAUACACCUCAAAUUCUUGAGCAGGCAGGUGUUGGGUAUCUUCUUUCAAACGUGGGCCUUGGUUCUACUUCUGCAUCUUUUCUUAUUAGCUGUGUGACAACCUUGUUAAUGUUACCAUGUAUAGCUGUAGCCAUGAGGCUCAUGGAUAUAUCUGGCAGAAGGACCUUGCUGCUGACUACAAUCCCCGUCUUGAUAGUAUCUCUUCUGAUAUUAGUAGUAGGCAGUCUUGUAGAUUUCGACAGUACUGUGAAUGCUUUUAUCUCAACUUCGAGUGUUGUUGUCUGCUUCUGUUGCUUCGUCAUGGGUUUUGGGCCAAUUCCUAAUAUCCUAUGUUCAGAGAUCUUCCCUACUCGAGUUCGAGGUCUAUGCAUAGCUAUAUGUGCUCUUACAUUUUGGAUAUGUGACAUCAUUGUCACGUACACGCUCCCAGUUAUGCUUAAUUCCCUGGGCCUUGGUGGUGUUUUUGGUAUGUAUGCGGUCGUAUGCAUCAUAGCUUGGGUGUUUGUCUUCUUAAAAGUUCCAGAAACCAAAGGCAUGCCACUGGAAGUGAUCAUUGAGUUCUUCUCUGUCGGGGCAAAGCAGGUUGAAGCUGUCAAUAGUACCUAA